Austrofundulus limnaeus is the source of this 3699-nucleotide messenger RNA. RefSeq names its product TSC complex subunit 1a (gene tsc1a). Gene Ontology annotation, biological process: regulation of cell cycle; negative regulation of cell population proliferation; negative regulation of TOR signaling. Gene Ontology annotation, cellular component: TSC1-TSC2 complex. The record is from RefSeq and is a predicted model, not a curated record. The transcript is spliced from 22 exons. NCBI's taxonomy places the organism in Eukaryota, Metazoa, Chordata, Actinopteri, Cyprinodontiformes, Rivulidae. Bases 499 to 3543 code for a protein of 1014 amino acids.
AUAAAUAAAUAAAUAAAUACUGGAAAGUUAUUUUGCUGCAGCAAAGUUUGCAACUGAAAUAACAAGGAGUUUUUAAUGCUUUCAGGUUGAGACCAGCCUUUACAACCAGAACUGGGUCAGUUUUUGUAUCUUCCUGUGUGCAGUUUGUUUUUUGUGUUAAUUUGUUCAAUUUUUGUGUAUUAAUUGUACAAUUAGUCAUUUUUUCUCAGUCUGUCAGUUCCACCCACUCUCACCAGUUAUUCUCGUGUUUGAACUCAACCGAAACAUCAGACUGAAUUCUAAAAACAAACAAAUAAACAAAAGUUACAUAUUUACAGUCUGACAAUCAGAGAUGCUCUCCUUGUGUUGUGAAGCUCGUUUUCCCCACUCUGUCCUUUGUUCCUGAAUGCCUCCCGGGUUUGAUUGGCAAAUGGAGGUGUCAGGUUGCAGCGGUGGGCGGGGCCUUCAGUCAUCGGACAUGUCCGCUCCGCGCUGGGAUCAACAGGUUUGAAGGUCAGGAUGUCCAGAGAACAGGUGAGCGUCUCUGAGCUCCUCCUCUCAUUGGACAGCUCGGAGCUGCAGGAGGCGGAGCGAGUGAGAGCCGCUGUCAACCAGCAGCUGAAUACAGACAGAGGAGGCGCCGUCCUCUCCUCCUUGCUGGAGUACUACCUGGACUCCUCCUCCUCGCAGGCGGCGCUCCUCCUCGCCUCCAUCAGGGAGCCUCAUCAUAAGUUGCUGCUGGAGAAGCUGAACGAGUCUCUGAACCGAGCCGGAACCAGAUUGGCUGCCGUCACCCUGCUGGGUCACCUGAUCAGGAAGCAGCCACCCUGGGUUCACCACAUCAGCCAGUCGCCGCUGCUGUCGUCGCUGCUGCGCUGCCUGAAGACAGACAGUGAUGUUGUGGUCCUGGUCACUGGAGUCUUGGUCCUCAUCACACUGUUACCCAUGAUCCCUCAGGCUGGGAAACAACACAUUUAUGACUUCUUUGAUGUGUUCGGCCGCCUGGUGUCCUGGAGCUUCAAAAAUCCCGGACACGUGUCCGUAGUGUUCCUGGUCCACCUCCAGGCAGGUGUGUACUCUCUGUUCCACCGUCUGUACGGGAUGUUCCCCUGUAACUUCAUCUCCUACCUGAGGCUGCACUACAGCAUGAAGGAGAACUUGGACACCUUCCAGGAGGUUGUCAAGCCGAUGUUGGAACAUGUCCGGGUCCACCCGGAGCUGGUGACAGGGACUCAGGACAAUGAACUGGACCCAUCCAGGUGGAGACGUUAUGAAGUUCAUGACAUCGUGAUUGAGUGCUCCAGGUUGUCUUUGGAUCCUCUGGAGUCGUCCUGUGAGGAGGACACCUACUCCUCUGCUACCCUCAGGACUCCUUCGCUGUCCUUUCCUCCUCCUUAUCUGGAUCUUAGCUCCGCCCCUCAUGACUCAGAGCCAGUCAGCAGCUCAGGAAGUUCAGUUUGUGGGCGUGUACCUCAGCUGACCCUCAGUACCUCCAACAUACAGUCUUUCUGUGUGCAGGCCGAUGAUGUCACAUGGAGCCCCUCCUCUCAGUGCGGUUUGUCCACACCCCCUCCUGAACCUGCAGCUCUAGGCUCCGCCCCCUCACUGAGCAGGUGCUCCUCUGUCUCAGCCCCGCCUACUGAGGACAGUCACCGACUCAACGCCAAUUACCAGGUCAAGCAGCCAAUCAGAGUGCAGGAGGAGAAUGAUGUCAUCAACAACAACCUGAGCAGUGCAGACGUCAAACCGCCGCCCUCCUCUUCCUCUCAGCUCCUCCUCCUCACCUCCACACCGAAACGUGACGACUCCUCCUCCAGCCUCCCCGCUCCCACUGGCUCAGCCCCUCUCUGCCUAGCCCCGCCCCAUCGAUCAGAGGAAGGAGGCUCCGCCCUCUCGGACAGUAGCUCUGCCCUUCCUUACGAGUCGCUGUUUGAGCUGGCGUUGCCCCGAGCGGCCACGCUGUUCAUCGGGAAGAAGACGCAGGAGGCGCUGCAGAGAGCUGCAGGAGAGCCGAAGGAGGCGGAGGUGGAGGAGGAGGAGGAACAGGCAGCCAUCUCUCCUCUGAAGGCUUUGGAUCAGAUGAUCGUUCACGGAAAGGACGCUCACGAGCGCCUCAGCAGGAGGCUCUCAGUGGGAAACAAAAUGGUGGAUCGGAGUCAUUUUGGAGGUAAACAGCAGAGCAUGAAAAGCAAAGGCCCCGCCCAGGGGGAGGAGCUUCAGACCCUGAGGAGUCAGCUGUUGCUGGUUCACGGUCAGCUUCAGUACGAGCGCUUCAAGCGCCAACAGCACGCCAUCAGGAACCGCCGCCUGCUGCGACGAGUCAUCAACGCCACUGCGCUGGAGGAGCAGAGCGUUGCCAUGAAGGCACAGCUGGGCGUUCAGGAUGGGGAGAUCCGGUGUCUGAAGUCGAGUCUGAGCGAAGAGCAAAGGCGUUACAGCGAGCUGAAGCAGGACACGCAGAUGCAGACCGAGCAGCUGCGGGUGCAGAUCAGACAACUGCAGCAGCAGCAACAAGACCGGCAGCAGGAGAACCAGAAACUGCAGAGUGAGCUUCGGGAGUGCCACAGCAGGCUCAGAGAUCUGGAGGCGGGGCUACAAAAAGCCAAUCACAAGGCCUAUAAUGCAGAACACCAGCUGACCCAGCUGUCACUCAAACUGUGCAGCAGUGAACAGCUGCAGCAGCAGAUCUUCCUGCUGAACCAGCAGCUGGUCCUGCUGAGGGAAACCAACCGAGCCCUGAGGGAACAGCUGGAGUCAGGAGACGAGCACAGCUGGACCGAGGAGGCCAUGCUGCAGUGCACCGUGGGUAAGGACUUCCAGAGGCUGAAGGACCGGGACGUCCAGCAGAGACAGAAGCUGGAAGCAGCCAAUCACAGGAUAACGGACCUGGAGAACCAGCUGGCCAAGAAGGAGAAGCUGAUUCUGGACCAGAAGAAGCUUCUGGAGGACUCUAAGACCCAGAGCAGGGAGGAGCUGUUGGCCUCAGAGAGUCGCUGCGUGGCUCUGAGGAGAGUCACCCAGUGCCUGCAGACGGAGAUGCUGCACCUGUACAGCCUGGUGCACGUGGACACGCAGACAGGAAGUGAGCCGCCUCAGGGUGUCAGCAGCAGGCCAGUCAGUGACAGCUCCUCCUCACCUGUGCCUCCGGGCAGCAACAAGCCACUUUACUCCUCUUCUUCUGCCGUUGGCAUCAUAAACGGAGCCAUGGAGACCCUGUCCUCCUGCUCCCCCCUCUCCGUCUCCCCCAUCGACUCCCCUCUGGCCGUGGGCUCCUUCCUGGAGCAGCAAGCCAGAAGAUUGUUCGGACCGACUGGGCAGAGUCAAGAGGAGGUGGAGGAGCAGGAGAAGGAGGAGGAAGAGGAAGAAGAGGAGGAGGAGACGGCCCAGCCGGAGAGCCCUCCUCUGGGUCAGGAGGUGCAGGAGGCCACCCUCCUCGCAGGGAGUCCACAGACGCAGCCUCCGAGUCCUCCACCCUCCUCCAUCACAGAUCUGUCGCUUGCUGUUCGUCAGAGGAGAGACGAGCUCAGCAUCAUGAACUACGACGAGCUGCUGCCAGAGUUCUGAUGGAGAGGCGGGGCCUGGAGGAGAGGCGGAGUCAUGAGGAGGAGAGGAGGAGUCUGGAGAUGGAGAGGUGGAGUCAGGAGGAGGAGUGGAGGAGUCUGGAGGAGGAGAGGAGGAGUCUGGAGAUGGAGAGGUGGAGUCAGGAGGAGGAGUGGAGGA